AUGAAAUGCGUGGGAAUGUUUGUGGCAGCUGGACUAUUUUGGUUAUUUGUGCAUAACGAGAGCGAUUACAACCAGUGGCGUUACGCUUACUGGCUGCAAGGCAUUUGUCUCAUCGUUUAUCACUUUAUGGACUUUAUGGAUGUGGAAGAAUUUAUGAGAAUGCAACUAUUAUGGUUGCAAAAAUCUGUUAUCUCGGGAGUGAUGCGAUAUUGA
Molecule: messenger RNA, 213 nt
Organism: Cylicostephanus goldi
Lineage: Eukaryota; Metazoa; Nematoda; Chromadorea; Rhabditida; Strongylidae
Source: the annotation of a GenBank genome assembly